AAAACAUAUUUUUGUUUGGGAAUAUGGACUAGUUUCGAUUUGAUUUUGUUAAAAAAAUUCGUAUUACGAUGGACCCAGAUUGUUUGCCAGAUGCUUUGGAGCUAUGCUUAGAGGGUGACUUUGACGAUCAGGUAGAACAAUUACUGCAACAGAUCCGAUUAUCUAGGCAGCAAGUUGAAGGCUUGACUCCUUUAUUUCAUGACAUAGAAGAAAUGCUGCAAUUCAUGUGGCCCGGUUGUUCAGUAAAACCAUUUGGAUCAAUAAUAACUGGGCUUGGAAUAAUAUCCAGUGAUGUCGACUGUUAUGCCCAGCUCCCAGAGGGAGAGAUACCAUCAAGCAGGACAGUCAUACAGGCACGCAACAGACUGAGACAAUUCCCACAUGUUUUCACUGAAUUAUUUGCUAUAACCACAGCAAAAGUGCCAGUACUGAAAUGUUACCACAUACCAACUGGUUACCACUGUGAUAUCAAUUUUACGAGUUUGUCCGGUAUUUAUAAUAGUAAAUUAGUUGCUUAUUUACUUCACCUGGAUCCUAGGGCUGUGAAACUAGCUGUAAUAAUUAAGUAUUGGUCCAAGAUUAAGAAAAUUACAGGUACAAACCUAAUGCCUAAUUAUGGACUAACGUUACUGGUCAUAUUUUAUCUUCAGCAAAUAUGCAUGCUACCAUCUGUUAAAGACCUACAAAGCGAUGUGGAAUGUUUAAUGACAGACUACUGGAAUACGAAUUUUAAUAACAACUACCUCCACAGGACUACUAAUAAUGAAUCUUUGUACAAGUUGCUUGGUGGAUUCUUUUCAUACUACGGAACUUUUGAUUUCGAAGAAAAUAUAAUAUGUCCAUAUUUAGGAUUUCCGAUAAGAAAAAAAAGCUUUGACUUAUUCUUAACAAAAUUUUCCUUAUAUCAACAUAAUGUUGCCGCUGAAGUAUGCAAACCAUUGCGAUUGGACACUCCCUUAUGUAUACAAGAUCCGUUUGAUCACUCCAGAAAUUGCUCUGUCAAUAUAUAUCCUAAAUUAGUGACCAGAAUAGUUGAUCUUUUCAAAUCGGCUGCAGAAACAUUUCAUAAGGAUGAAAAACCUAAUUUCCUGAGAGAAAUUUUGCAGAAAAAUACGGAAAAUAUAUAUCAGGAAGUUAAAUAUAAACAUAGAAAGACGAAGUUUUUACAUAAUAAAGUACAGAAAGUUCAAUUUAACGGCUUUCGGAAUAAUCAUAACCGCAAUAGGGGCAGAAUUGCAAAACGAGGGAAAAGAUAAUUUGGUUUUUUUUUUCUACAAAAUGAUUAAAUACGCUUGUAUUAUGAUUAAAUCGAAAAUUAAGUUCAUUGUCACCAAUGUGUGUUCGGUUUACAGUAUUUCGUAAAAUAAUCUACUGAUUUUUUAAAUAAAUUGUUUUGAAAUCAA
Molecule: messenger RNA, 1403 nt
Organism: Bombyx mandarina (wild silkworm)
Lineage: Eukaryota; Metazoa; Arthropoda; Insecta; Lepidoptera; Bombycidae
Product: terminal uridylyltransferase Tailor-like
Source: RefSeq, a predicted model, not a curated record